Messenger RNA from Vigna unguiculata (cowpea), 1429 nucleotides. RefSeq names its product IQ domain-containing protein IQM4-like. The record is from RefSeq and is a predicted model, not a curated record. NCBI's taxonomy places the organism in Eukaryota, Viridiplantae, Streptophyta, Magnoliopsida, Fabales, Fabaceae.
AUGGGAAUAUUUGCGGUAAACAAGGAAGGAGAAGUCACAGUGAGCUUCAAGAACGAGAUAAACUUGAAUGAUUUCUUUAAGCCUGAUCAGAUAGCUGAUGCAACUGCUGAAAAAUCUACGAGUUUGAAGAGAAGGAAGGUUGGAAAUCUGAAGCUCCAAACCGCAUUCUCGUUCAGAUAUUUGUUCAGCAAACAAAAACCAGAACAAAUGUUUUCUCCAAAGUCCUAUGAUCAGCUUGAACUAGCAGCAAUUAAGGUUCAGAAAGUCUACAAGAGUUACAGGAUCAGAAGAAUUCUGGCUGAUUGUGCAGUUGUUUGCGAGGAGCUGUGGUGGAAGGAUUCGGUGAUUAAUGCUAACAGGUGUUCUAUAUCCCAUUUUGACUCUGAUAAAUCAGAAACAGCUAUUUCAAAAUGGGCAAAGGCUAGGAUGAUGGCUGCUAAGGUGGGAAAAGGUUUGUCCAAAGAUGAUAAGGCACAGAAAUUAGCACUAAGAUACUGGCUUGAAGCUAUUGAUCCCCGUCAUCGAUAUGGUCACAACCUUCACUUUUACUAUGAAGUCUGGUUUCGUAGCCAGAGCGAUCAGCCUUUUUUCUACUGGUUGGAUGUUGGAGAUGGCAAAAAAGUGGAUCUAAAAGCAUGUCCUAGAGAGAACUUGCAGAACCAGUGCAUAAAGUACCUUGGACCUAAAGAAAGGGAAGCAUAUGAAGUGAUUGUAGAGAAUGGGAGGCUUGUUUAUAGAGAGAGCAAGAACCUUGUACACACUACCGAGGAAUCCAAGUGGAUCUUUGUUCUUAGCUUAUCUAGAAUUUUGUAUGUUGGGCAGAAGAACAAAGGCCAUUUUCAGCACUCCAGUUUUCUGGCUGGUGGUGCAACCAUUGCAUCUGGAAGAUUGGUUGUUGACCAUGGAAUUCUUCAAGCUAUAUGGCCAUACAGUGGUCACUACCGUCCAACAGAGAAAAAUUUCAUGGAAUUCAUCAGCUUCUUGGAGGAACACAAAGUGGAUAUGACAAAUGUAAAGAAAGAUGCAGUGGAUGAAGAUGUUCUUCCACCUUGUGAAGCUGGCAAUGAUGAGAAGCUGGGGUUUGAGUACAUGGAAGGCAAUGUGAGUGGCAGUGACUCUUCCACUGCUAAUAAUAAUAAAGGUAAAGAAAAAGUGGAAGAAGAAGGUUCAGUAGCUGAGAACAAGCCAAUGUCAAGCAAAUGGAGUACUGGAGUAGGUCCUAGGAUUGGUUGUGUGAGAGAAUAUCCAACAAAAUUCCAAGUUCAAGCACUUGAACAGCUCAAUCUUUCACCCAGAGUGAACCAGGGAACAUUUGCAGGAAAAGCACCAAUUCCUUCUCCAAGACCAAGAACUAAACAUAUGUCACCUAAGCUUGUGAACAUGGGACUUCCUAGCCCAAUGCUACAUGGACAUUGUUGAAGUGCAUGCA